This is a messenger RNA of Acanthopagrus latus (yellowfin seabream), 3440 nucleotides long. RefSeq names its product nucleolin-like. The record is from RefSeq and is a predicted model, not a curated record. The transcript is spliced from 3 exons. Gene Ontology annotation, molecular function: catalytic activity. NCBI's taxonomy places the organism in Eukaryota, Metazoa, Chordata, Actinopteri, Spariformes, Sparidae. The coding region runs from base 944 to 2203 and encodes 419 amino acids.
CAGCAGAGGAGGCAGGUCACUGAGUACAAACACUGACUGUACUUCAGUACGUGUUCCAGGUAUCUGUACUUUACUCCAGUGCUUCUUUAACUUCAUCUGAACACAAACCUUUUAUGAAUCAUGUGCAUUAAUUCUGUUACAGGCUCUCUGAGUUCCACCUGCUCUGAGGACGACGUCCCCUUCAGGGACAGUUAAGUUGUAAAUGUUAUAAAACAGUAUAAAGUGGCAGCUGGACUGCUGAGUGUGCAGAGCAACAUAUCAGAAGACGUGAACCUAAAGAACUGAAGGCGUUUAUAUCGAUAAGAUAAGAUGACCUGUGCAGGACUCUGAUCUGCAACUACACCUUCACAAGAAGUCACAUGAUUUAGAGGAACAGUGAGGCAGAAUAAAGUCCAGUGAAGAGUCAGUCUGCUGCAGCCAGCUGAGUGAACACACAGAGUUUACAGUCAGUCUGUCGUCUCCACCAGCUUUAUUCAGAGACGACAGGACGUCUCUACCAACUUUAUUCAGAGACGACAGGACGUCUCUACCAACUUUAUUCCAGCAGAACUUUCAGCAGCAGGCGUCUCUGAUUGGACCAUCAGGCAGAAACCGUCAUCAUGUCAAAGGAUCAGGUAACGAGCCCUCGCUGUGGCGGCGUCAUUAUUAAAGGAGCAGUCUCUAAGUUUGUAAAAGAAAUUCAUCUUUUAAUAGUUUUAAUAUUUACAACAUUAAUGAGGUAAUAAUAAUAAUAAUGAAAAUAAUAAUGUAAUAAUGUUUCACAGUCCAGGACUCUACAGGUGUUCUGUCAGUUUGUUCAUUUGAGUUCAGGUAACAACAGACUUUGAAGUGAAGAAUUGAACCAUCGUUUUAUUUGUGUUAAAACUGACUCAGUAAACUUGGGAACAAAAAAAACUUUAAAGUCAAGCAGGGACACAUUUGUGAAUGAUGCCCAACCCUGCGGAUGAUAAUGAAAAAUGAAUCAAGUGUUGAUCUGUUGACUGCUGAUCUUCAUCGUCAGGUUGUGUUAAAGGCUGUUGGAACAGCGUUGGGACUUCUUGGUGCGGCUGCAGUUGGAGGUUUAGCUGCAGUGUUCAGCAACAUGAGGACGCCUGUGGAGCAACACUUGCAUCCAAUUGAACUGAGUGGAGAUGAUCAGGAGGAAGAGACUGAGGAAGAGGAGAGCGAGCAGACUGGAGGUGAACUAAAGAAAGACAGUCAGCAGGCUGAACAGACUGGAGGUGAACAGGAAGAGGAGCAGAGGGAUGAUGAGGAUAAAGAGAGAGAUCAGGAGGAAGAGGAGGAUGAUCGCGAGGAAGAGACAGAGGAAGAGGAGAGUGAUAGUGAGGAAGAGACAGAAAAGGAGGAGAGCGAGCAGACUGAAGGUGAACAGGAAGAUGAGCAGAGGGAUGGUGAGGAUGAAGAGAGAGAUCAGUGUGAGAUCAACCAAACACCUCCUGGAACGAUCAAGCUCGGGUUGCUCAAUGUUCGGUCGAUGACCAAAAAAGAAAAUGUGAUCUCAGAGCUCAUAACACGAAACAAACUGGACCUCUUACUCAUAAACGAGACGUGGGUCAAACCAAAAAGAUUAAAAGUCCUCCACAAGGCUUCACCGAAGCGUUACAAGGCUCACUAUCGGGUGAGGCCGGGUAAAAAAAAAGGAGGAGGGGUGGCGAAUCUGUUCUCAGAGGCAUUGCAGAGAAAACCAAAAUCCUCAGACUCUCCAGACAAAAAGAUAAAGACAACGACCUUUGAGUUUGUUGUCACAGAGCUGCAACAUGACGACUGGAACCAACCGGUUCUGAUCAUCAACCUGUAUCACCCACCAGGAAACAGCAAGGAAGAAUUCAGAAAGUUUCUGGACGAGUUUCAAAGUCUCCUGGAUGAAGUCGAGAAGAAGUACAGCAGCUUCAUUGUGACUGGAGAUUUCAACAUCCAUGUUAAUAAAGAAUGGAGGUCUGAUACUGAUGAGUUUGAUUCUCUUUUGCUGGUCAAUGACCUCACGCAGCAUGUAAACGAGCCAACACACAAAGCAGGUAACACUCUGGAUCUGGUCAUCACCAGAAAUGUGGAAAUCUCUGGUCUCAAAGUUCGGAAUGAAAAAAACGUAGUAAAAUCAGAUCAUUACACUGUUUAUUUCUAUGCAAAGCCAGAAGGCACAGGAGAGAAAACUGAAGAAAACAAGAACGAAGAGCAGAAAUCAUUCAGACAGACGGAGGAAUAGAAACUGAAUAAUUCUCUGAAAUGUGAAAGAAGCUGAUUGAUCUCUAAUAUCUCACCUGAUGUAACUGUGAUCAAUGAAGUUUCUACAAACUAUUAGAUCCAUCUGAUCAAACAAGGUGGUUAUUCUUAUCCGAUCAUUAACUAAAGAUUCAGUUUGAAUGAAACAUGUUGCUAAAAUAAAGUAUUUAUCAAAAUAAGUCAUGAGAACAAGAGCAGAGAGAGAAAACAGAGAGCUGAAGUCUGAUCAUUGUUUCUGAAUGGAGACGCUCACAGACACAUUUACUCAGACGUCCAUCAGAAGCUCCGCCUCCGACCCUCACCUCUGAUGGCCUCACCUGCUUCAGUCCUCCCUCCUCUGAAGAUGCUCUCACAUUAGUGACGUCUAACCAGGAACCAGCUGUUCCCUGGACCAGAUUCCCUCCUCCCUUCUCCAAAACACGACGAUGGUUCUGGACUUCAAGUCCGUCAACAGAACUGCACCGUCUUCCUCCAAACCCUGGUCAGACCACACGGCCCAGAGAGCACUGCACUCUGCUACACCAGCAGCCGGCUGGUUCCGCCAUCGCUGAGAGCAAACAGAGCUGCUCAGAGACGUCACCACUCUUCUCUGUUCUGGAGCCUCAGAGGAGGAACCGAGUCCAGACCAGCGUCAGGACAGCAGAGUCUCUGUGUCUGCAGCAGGAGACUCAGGACUCACCUGUUCAGACUCACCUGGACCUGCAGAGCAUCGCUGCCUCCCAACAAGAAGCACUGAUGUACUGAAACAGCAGUUAUGAUCCUCAGACGACAGACGGCUCGACAGUUGUUUCUCUUCUCACUCUGUCGAGGUGAUGUUGUGUUUCUCUCUUGUGACAAAUGUACUUAUUGUAAAUCAUAUCGGACACAAGUGUUGUUAAAUGUCUCCAAUGGAAAUGUAAAUAUAAAUGUGAUCGGUUGGUCAGAAGCCUCUGACUGGGUGAUUGGUUUGUUUUAUUUUGGCGGGGUGUGAGAUUGUGAGAACACUUUCCUGUGUCAUUUGAGAUGUUUUUACAGUACAAAACAGAAAACUUAUUCACACACACACACACACACACACACACACAGUGAACACACACACACACACACAGUGAACACACACUGUGUAUAUAAUCAUGUUUGUACUGAGUUAUUGUUUGUCACAGGAAGUGAAAAACAAAAGUCAAACAAUCAGAAUAAUUGUGAUCUUAUUGUUUGUGUUCAGUAAAAGACUUUUGAACCUU